Molecule: messenger RNA, 1570 nt
Organism: Salvelinus sp. IW2-2015
Lineage: Eukaryota; Metazoa; Chordata; Actinopteri; Salmoniformes; Salmonidae
Source: RefSeq, a predicted model, not a curated record
CCCCAGGAGAGAGUGAGAUCCUGGACCUGGACGAUAACCUGUACCUGGGAGGCUACCAGAGAAUAAACUGGGCAUGGUGUUCCCUACAGAGGUCUGGACAGCUCUCCUAAACUAUGGCUACGUGGGCUGCAUCCGGGACCUGUUCAUCGAUGGCCAGAGUAAAGAUGUCCGCCGCAUGGCCGAGGUUCAGAAGGCUGCUGGGGUCAAACCAUCCUGUUCUAAAGAACCGCCCAAGCAGUGCCUGUCAAAUCCCUGCCAGAAUAACGGGGUCUGUCGGGAGGGAUGGAACCGUUACGUCUGUGACUGCUCGGGGACGGGAUACCUGGGCCGCUCCUGUGAGAGGGAUGCGACCAUCCUGAGUUAUGACGGCAGUAAGUUCAUGAAGAUCCAGCUGCCGGUGGUGAUGCAGACGGAGGCUGAAGACGUGUCGCUGCGGUUCCGUUCUCAACGGGCGUAUGGCGUGCUGAUGGCCACAACUUCACGUGACAGCGCAGACACACUGCGCCUGGAGCUGGAGACCGGCCGUGUCCGCCUCACAGUCAACCUAGACUGUAUCAAGAUUAACUGUACUACCAGCAAGGGUCCGGAGACCAUUUUUGCUGGUCAGAACCUGAACGAUAACGAGUGGCACACGGUGCGUGUGUUCAGGAGGGGAAAGAGUUUGAAACUCACCGUAGAUGAUCUUCAACCUGUAGAAGGUCAAAUGGCAGGUGACCACACCCAGUUAGAGUUCCACAACAUUGAGACGGGCAUCGUGACGGAGAAGAGGUUCCUUUCACUGGUGCCCUCUAACUUCAUAGGCCACCUGCAGAGCCUCUCCUUCAACGGCAUGGCCUACAUAGACCUGUGUAAGAAUGGUGACAUUGACUACUGUGAGCUCAACGCCAUGAUUGGCUUCAAGAACAUCAUUGCCGACCCUGUCACGUUCAAGUCUCGGUUGAGCUACGUUGCUCUGACCACUCUCCAGGCCUACUACUCUAUGCACCUGUUCUUCCAGUUCAAGACCACCUCAUCAGAUGGACUCAUACUGUUCAACAGCGGGGAUGGAAACGACUUCAUUGUGGUCGAGCUGGUCAAGGGCUACCUGCACUACGUAUCAGACCUGGGGAACGGAGCUCACCUGAUCAAGGGCAACUCCAACAAGCCCCUGAAUGAUAACCAUUGGCACAAUGUCAUGAUCUCACGAGACACUAACAACCUCCACACCGUCAAGAUCGACACCAAGAUCACCACCCAGACCACCAUGGGAGCCAAGAACCUGGACCUGAAGGGCGACCUGUAUAUAGGUGGCGUGGCCAAAGAGACGUACAAGGAGCUUCCCAAAUUAGUUCACGCCAAGGAGGGCUUCCAGGGUUGCCUAGCAUCGGUGGACCUGAACGGACGCCUACCGGACCUGAUGUCAGACGCCCUGGCAUGUGUCGGCCAGAUAGAGAGGGGCUGCGAAGUGGAGCGUGUGUGGACCGUGGUGGAGCGUGUGUGGACCUGUGGUGGAGCGUGUGUGAACCGUAGUGGAGCGUGUGGGACCGUGGUGGAGCGUGUGUGGACCGUGGUGGGCGUGUGUGAACCGUAG